UCUUUAGCAGACUGGACGAAGAUCUGAUAAGCUGGACGCCAGACGGAAGACGCCCAAGCAGGAUCCUUAUCGGCGACUCUCCUGGUCGAGUACAAUCAGGAAGACUGGAGAUUGAGACACCCUGCGACGGGACACAAAGCGACAAUCGGAACUACUGGUGGCGAAGAGGCAAGACAGCAAAACCCGCAUCUUUCGCCCAGGGCAUGAAGGAGGCAUAAAACGAACACCAUGACAGACACAGCAAUCAUAGCCUCAGCGCCCUCGCGGCACGAAAAGCAACCCGCGCAUACGUCUCUCCCAACAAGAGCGUUGUCGAAAGACGAUAUCGAGUUAGCAGAGCAGCUUGUGGAUCACUCGCAAGGGCUGCGCGAAAACAGGGAUAGGACAGCGAACGGCAAGCAUGAGAAUGACCAUUCGCCGACCAAUGGGUCGAACCAUGCCCAGGAUUCAUACACCCGCCAGCAGCUACCGACACCCACGCCAACAGCAGCUGAGCGCAAACAGCAGGAGGGACCAUACUCUCCCCAGGCAAUCAUCAACCCGGAUAACAUUCCCAAUGGGCAGAUCUGCAGCAACUGCGGCACCACGAGCACGCCCCUUUGGAGGAGGUCACCUCAAGGCGCAACCAUAUGCAAUGCGUGUGGUCUAUACCAAAAGGCCCGCAAUGCAUCUAGGCCCACUAUGAUGAAGAAGGCGCAUGGUGCGAACACAUCUGCUGCCAGCCAAAACCGAGAACAGAAGAGGGCAUCACCAGGAUAUGCGCCGACCAAUUAUUCAACCGCGACUGCAACGUAUGUGACUGCCGAUCAGACUUCUGGCGGCUCAUGCCCAGGCGGUGGGAAGUGCAAUGGGACUGGUGGCGCAUCAGGCUGUGGAGGUUGUCCCGCCUUCAACAACCGCAUUUCGAAGACCGCGAAUGUCACCCUUGUCCGGUCUGGCCAGGGGUCCUCACAGCCGCCGAACGACCCUGCGGCCGACCCUACCGCAGAGACUGAUAUCAAUGCGCUCCAUGUGGGUACAACUGUCAUUGUUGCUUGCCAGAACUGUGGGACUACGAUUACCCCGCUCUGGCGUCGCGACGAAAGCGGGCAUACGAUAUGCAACGCAUGUGGCUUAUAUUACAAACUUCAUGGCGUCCACAGACCCGUCACGAUGAAGAAGUCAGUAAUCAAACGCCGCAAGCGUGUAGUCCCCGCCGCAGCCGGUGGCAUGAACUACGAAAUGGGAUCCCCACGCACAGCCGUGUCCCCCGAAUCCGACGACUACAACCUUCCCAACGACGAAGCCGCGCCAAAGGGAGCCCUUAACCCCGACGGUUCAGUGAGUCUCGGUUUUAGGAGACGCUCUGAGCCAUCCCGCAACCUCCCCGAACUCGCCAGCACCCUCCGUGGCCUGAACGGACAGCAGCAGCAGCCUACCACAGCCAGUGAUCUCACGUCGUAUGCGUCAAAUCCGCACGCCCACGCGCAACACGAUCCUUCGAGCCUGACAACUGAUAAUCGGCUACCGCCCAUAGCGGCGUAUCCGUUGCGGAACCAUCGCCCCUCGUCCCUAUCGCCGAAUUUUCUCUUGUCACCUAAUCGCAAGCGCUCCUUCUCAACGGCUGAAAGUGAGGCUGCGCUAGCUGGCGACCAGAGCCAAGGACGUCUUUCUAGCAUCAAGGCUAUCUUGAACCCGGCGCAGCAGGCGAGCGAAGAGGCGCUGGACCCGAGUCUGCGGCAAAGCCGGAACCCGAGAGAUAGGCCUGCAAGUGUGGCACAGACGGGCAACGAUACCGAAGCGGAUGCGGAUAGAGAGAGACGGAAGAGAGAAAGGAGGGAGAUGUUGCAGCUUGAGGCGGAGAGGAUGAGAGAAGAUUUGCGGGCCAAGGAGAGAGAGCUGGAGGAGCUGUAUUAACGAAGAUAUAUGGUUAUUUAUGACGUCUCUUUACUGGGAGGUGCGAUUUGAUAUUUGGAAGCUGGUUUGGGCGGUUAGUUGUGCUUAAUGCAGUGCUGGAAAAUCCGGGGGCGCCUAGAAGGAAGGCGGGGUUUUCAUUCUUAUUACUUUAUUGUUAUCAGAGGGAGGGGAUCUGCAUUAUCUUGGGGUGGGAGUAUCUUAUAUGAGAUCCAUGAUGGGAAGAUUGAAUAGGCAUGGAGACAUGGGCUUGGAAGGAAGGCAAUGACAAUGGAGGCGUUCGGGGAUACCACACUGAAAAGAUACGGGGAGCAAGUUAAGGGGAGCAAGUUAAUUGUUUUCCAUGCUGCGGAAGUGGACUUCAAUGGAUAAUGGUUACAUAGUGUAUUG
Molecule: messenger RNA, 2283 nt
Organism: Pseudogymnoascus destructans
Lineage: Eukaryota; Fungi; Ascomycota; Leotiomycetes; Thelebolales; Thelebolaceae
Gene: CIR1
Product: Putative electron transfer flavoprotein subunit
Exons: 3
Coding region: 229-1896 (555 amino acids)
Biological process (GO): negative regulation of transcription by RNA polymerase II; positive regulation of transcription by RNA polymerase II
Molecular function (GO): RNA polymerase II cis-regulatory region sequence-specific DNA binding; zinc ion binding; DNA-binding transcription factor activity, RNA polymerase II-specific
Source: RefSeq, a predicted model, not a curated record